Girardinichthys multiradiatus is the source of this 1396-nucleotide messenger RNA. RefSeq names its product PC-esterase domain-containing protein 1B-like. The transcript has 10 exons. The record is from RefSeq and is a predicted model, not a curated record. The coding region runs from base 31 to 753 and encodes 240 amino acids. NCBI's taxonomy places the organism in Eukaryota, Metazoa, Chordata, Actinopteri, Cyprinodontiformes, Goodeidae.
AACACCAGUGCUGUGAAACGCUGUGCAGCCAUGAGGUCUCUGGUAACAAAGAGCCAAGCCAGGCAGCUUCUGCACAAUAAGUUUGUGGUCAUUCUUGGUGGUUCAGUGCAACGCUCCAUGUAUAAAGACCUGGUGGUGCUGCUUCAGAGGGAUCAGCAUUUGACUCUGUCUCAGCUCAAGUCCAAAGGCGAGUUUUCCUUUGAGAAGGACUUGCUAGUGGAAGGAGGUUGCUUGGGUCCAAUGACAAAUGGGACAGAGUACAAAGAGGUCAGCCACUUGGGUCCCACACUGUGUUACGACAUCAUUGAAGCCAACUUCUACAGUACAAAACUGGCAGAUUUCAAUGGCUUGGAUGUUCUCGAUCUGCACUUCUACUUCCGCCAUAGCCUGCACCACCGCAUGCCAGACCGGAUCCACUGGGAUGCGCUUGCCCACCGAAGGAUCAGCAGCCUAAUCCUGAAGCAUGUUGCUGAUGCGUGGGGCAUAAAGCUAUAUGAUAAUCUGCAGCAAGUGUCUCAGCAUCACAGAGAUGGCUUGGCACAACGUCAAACUGCACCUCAUUGGUUCUGCCCACAACCUCCUCCUCACUCAGAACUUCUCCAGAGAUAUUGUGGUUAUCACAACCGGCAGUGCAGCUUUACAUUGGAUGGGUUUCAGGUUCCUCCACCAAUCCCAGCAGCAGCCCAACGUGUGUUCUGUCUACACCAUGUCCAUCACUGCAGGCUGCAGAACUUUGCUUAUACUGGAGUCUGACCAUUUUACACUCCAUCUCCUCAUCCAGGUCUUCAGACAUUGCCUCCUGCCAGAUUGUUGCUGUCACGGCAGUACCAACCUCAGAUCAGAGCUGAACGCUCCCAGAUGGACAUCCAGCUCAAUACUGGUGAACGUUUUCAUCCACAUUUUUACUGUGACACUCACAUUCUGAGGAGGAGAUGGAGAGGGAUGAUGAACAGGAGACACCCCUACCCCCAUCAUCCUCCCCGACGGACAUCUAGACAUGCUCCUUAUGAGUGGCCUGUAUACUGAGCUCCAUGCUUGAGAUUCUCUUGGAACCUCCUACAACUAAUCUGGAUUUUUUUCCCUUGAUCACUUUGCCGGGCAGCCGCUCUUGUGUACCCUCCAGUCUGAUCGUGUUCGACCUGCCCGCUCUCCCACGAGGCCCCUCUGGAUCAUCAGACCACGUUGCCGUCCUGCGCAGCAGGACAGCCCCAGACUCGCAUCUCUCUUCCCCCGGGCGGAUCCAUCCCCGCCUGAACUGUGAGCUAAGCUCAUUGAAUUGUUUUUUUUUACCUUGGACACCACUCACCGUCUGCCGUUUCCUUUUCAGCCUGACCUCAGGCCACCCCACUCUCUGAAUGAAUUCUCUGAAAAUUGUGUAAAUAAAUAAUCAAAUCCA